Molecule: messenger RNA, 3973 nt
Organism: Seriola dumerili (greater amberjack)
Lineage: Eukaryota; Metazoa; Chordata; Actinopteri; Carangiformes; Carangidae
Product: proprotein convertase subtilisin/kexin type 5-like
Exons: 16
Coding region: 1-2859 (952 amino acids)
Source: RefSeq, a predicted model, not a curated record
AUGGGGAGGCAGUGCUAUCUCUGCCACCACACCUGCCAUGAGUGUGUUGAUGAGGGACCAGACAACUGCACCAGCUGUGACAGAGAUAAAUUUGGUGAAGCCAGGUACUUCUUUCAUGGUCAGUGUCGGGAUGUCUGUCCAGAGGGGUUCUUCCACUCUGCAAGUAGACGGUGUGAACCCUGUCCUGCAGAGUGCGUCAUCUGUAAAGCAGCAGAACAAUGCCUCCACUGCAGCUCAGGACAUAAGAUCAGAAAUGGCCAGUGUGUCCCGUUGGAGUGCAGUGCAGGUCAGGUUGCAGAUAGAGAGAAUGAAGACUGUCUCCACUGUGACGAGGGCUGCAAGCAAUGUGAACGCAAGGAUUCAGGAGAACGGGACCAGGAAACUAUUUGCCUCAAAUGUGAAGAUGGUUACUACCAGUUAGGCACAGACUGCCAUCAGUCCUGUCCAGAUCGGUACUACAGCUCAAAAGACAGUAUGGUGUGUGCUCCAUGUGAAGACAAACUAUGUGUGAUCUGUGACCAGUCCCAGUGCUACUGGUGUGAAAAGGGAUCCUACGUCUUUGAUGGAGAGUGCGUUGAUCACUGUAAGGAAGGUUUCUUUUUGGAUGAAGAGAGCCAGGAAUGUGAGCCGUGUCACAGAGCCUGUCGUACCUGCGGAGGGCCACAAUAUGGUGACUGUGACUCUUGUGAGGAUGGAUUCACACUGGAGAAGGGGGAGUGUUUGGAGGGAAGAAAAAUGGCCACCUGCUCUGAGAAACACUUCAGAAACAGUUAUGGCGAAUGUGAGCUGUGCCAUUUAUCUUGUAAGACUUGCUCUGCUGCAGGGAAGGAUGACUGCAGGAGCUGCUACUCAGGUCAAUUCUUGACUGCUCAACAGAGGUGCAUGUCUCAUUGUCCAUCUGGUACAUUUGCCAACAAGGUGUCCAGCCAGUGUGAGGAGUGCUCAAAGGGGUGUGUCAUGUGCCAGGACACCCAGCAAUGCCACCAGUGUCGCAGUGGGCUUUACCUGCAAAAUGGAGUGUGUGUGGUGGAGUGUCAGAGAGGGUUUCCUCAAGGUGGCAAAUGCCAGCCAUGUGCCCCAGAGUGUGCAUCCUGCCAGGAAGAUUCCUCUCACUGUCUGAGCUGUGAGAAGCAGAACUUCCUGCUGAACCACUCCUGUAGGUCACACUGUCCAGAUGGCUAUUAUACCACAGAGACAGAAUGCCGUCGCUGUCCAGCUCACUGUGAAGAAUGUAAUCAUGAUGGCCUCUGUAAGAAAUGUGCUGAUUACUACUUCCGCCAUGAGGAUAAGUGUGUGGAUGAUUGUCCUGAUGGCUACUUUGCCAGCGAGAAGCAACAGGAGUGUGUGCGUUGCCAUGCUGAUUGUGCCUCGUGUGAAGGACCGGGCUUUGAUGACUGUGAUGUGUGUCGCAACUCAAAAGCUGUCCGUUACAAUGGAGAGUGUCUGGCUCAUUGUCCUAUGAACGCUUACUAUGAUAAGACUAUCAAUGAAUGUAGAGAAUGUGACAGGUCAUGUUUGACCUGCUCAGGCCAUGAGCCCUCAUCCUGUCUCAGCUGUGACCCCAGCAGGCAUAAAGAUGCCAGCGGACACUGUGUGUGGUUAAAUCAGUGCUCUCUGCGCUCAUACAUGGACCAGAAUGGGAAGUGCCAACAGUGUUACAAACUCUGUCAGCAGUGUUCUGGGCCGGGCAAAGACAACUGCCUCCGCUGCAACGAGCCACACUUCCUACUGAACAGCACAUGUGUGAAGGAGUGUCCUGUGGGUUACUAUGCCGAGGACAAGGAUGAACGUGUGUGUGAGCGCUGUCACUUCAGCUGUAAGUCGUGUGUUGGCAGUCACAGUGUGCAGUGUACCACCUGUAAACCUGGAUUCUUUAGGCAGGGGAGCAGCUGCGUUGAAACCUGUUCAGAAAGUCACUUUGGCAACACCAUCACCAUGGUUUGCGAGCACUGUGACCCUUCUUGCAGUCAGUGUUGGGGUCAUGGUAACAGAAAGUGCCUGAGUUGCCGGGGGGACUACUUGUAUCUGAGCCAUUGGGGACAAUGCCUGAAGAGCUGCCCUCCGAACUACUACCACGACAGCUGGUCCAAGAACUGUCACAGGUGUCAUCCAACCUGCAAGACCUGUAGUGAUAAGGGCGCUCUGGCCUGUCAGUCCUGUUAUGAAGGCUUCACUUUAAUGAGUAGCAGCUGUCAAUCCAAGUGUAUUAUAGGCUUCUAUGCUGCUUCUCAGGCCUCUGAGUCCAAAAACGAUGAGACAAACUGCCAGGCGUGUGACUCGUCCUGCCUGGACUGCAGAGGUCCCAGCAUGUGGAACUGUACUGUGUGCCAUGCACGCCAGCUCUUGUCUGAUGAUGGCCGCUGCUUGAGUUGCUGCGGGAAUGAGACACGCCGCGAUAAUAAGCCAAUACCCAGGGAGUGCUGUGACUGCAGUGCCCUAGAAGAUGAGUGCAUCAUGGGUGUAAACUUUGUGUUGGGGGAAGCCAAGGAUUUAGAGGCUCAAGGCCGCACCGCCAAACUCUUUGUUACUGCUUGUGUUCUACUUGUUGUCUCUGUGGGUGGAGGGAUAUUCCUCUUCCUCAAUGCCCGAUCUAAAUCCCUCACCAUUGCACCCACAACCAAAGCAGGUGGCUAUGAGAAACUGGACACAAAUGGAGGUGUUACCUCACAGCCCACCACCUCCUCAUUUAGCGAGUACAGCGACCGGAUCAUUGGAUGUGAGGAUGAUGAGGAAGACGAGGAUGAUAUUGUCAUUGUCAUGGGAAAAGAUGGGACAGUGUAUCACAAGUUCAAGUACGGACUCUUGGAUGAAGAUGAGAUUGAGCUAGAGUACGAUGAUGAGAGCUACUCGUACAGAUGAAAGCAUUCAAGUCCUUGACUGGAGAGAAAAAGCUCUUCCUUAUGUAUCAUUGAAGUAUAAAUAAAAAUAAAAUCAUAUUAGUUACAAUUUGCAGGUGCAGACUUUAUAUCAACAGAACUUUGAUUUUUCAGAGACAAAACACUCCAUACAGCACAUUGACCCCUUCAGGUUUCCCAAAGUUUCUCUUAGAAUAUUUUCUUCUAGUUGUGAUUUAAUGUUUUGACUUCACUGCUGCACAUCUGGCUUGUAUCGUCUCACUGAGAUAAUAGUAGGUCUGCAUCGCACUAACUUGUAAGUGUGAAGAGCAAAUAAUCAGUAUUUUUCUCUGUAACCGGUUGAAGUGAAAUGUGGUGUGAAUGAUUGUUUCAUAAUAAAGUUGGAUUUUGAUCUGUACUUUGUGAGUGUGCAGUCAAGUUAUGAAUUAACCUGCAGAUGUGUUGUAUCGCACGCAAACCAACACAAUAACUGAGCUCAGUAAUAUGUUGAAAUUGGCUCUGCUGUAUGAUUGGGUUAUGUAAGAAAUCGGGACUAUGCUAAUUUAUAAUAAAUGCAGUUAAUUUUUGAGCCUAUUUUGACAUAUGCAAGUUCGGUAUUAAUUUAAGUGGCUCCUGAUCUGUGUCAUAAGUGGGUAUACAUUUACAUUGUGAUAGCCAACAAACAUACUGGUCUAUUUAAUAUUCAGUAGUCUCACACAAACUGAAAAUGAAGUCCCUUUGGAGAUAUGUUGGAACUAUAACCUUUACACUGAACCCCCAGUGGAACAAGUUGAAUCCAGCGUCUUAUCUCAUACUAGACUGAACAAAUAGACACAACAUUGACUCAGGGACAUCUGCCACUGUCCCUCCUUCAUACGUUGGUUUAACAUCAGCUUGACAUUGGCUUUCCCUUCCUGAGCCUUAUCAUGUAAAGCUACCGCUUCAGGCCUCAGGGCUUGUUGGUGCAGUAGCAUUGCGACACCUAUAAACAAAUUCACAUACCCAGUGUGACUGAAGUAUGAUUUUCAGACCAGAUGCAUUAUAAGGCCUAAUCUGAAAUUACAGGAAAAUAUGACAUUUACAGAAAAUAUGAGCCUUAGGCAUGCAGCAUUCAUCAAUUUUUGAGGGAUUUACUUAAC